UGUGUGUGUGUGUGUGUGUGUACCAGUGCAGUCAGUGUCACAGCGGUCAGCAUGAUGUCGCCUCGCUGUCCAGCGUCUCUUGUCUUCCUCGUCCUCCUUGUCUGUUUCCUGCAGGUCUUCAUUGAAGGACAAGUGUUGCGGCAGACGGCGCCUGCUCACAGCAUCUUCCUGCGCUCCAAACGGGCCAACAACUUCCUGCUGGAGGAGAUCCUGCAGGGGAACCUGGAGAGGGAGUGCUACGAGGAGCUGUGCAACUACGAGGAGGCCAGAGAGUGCUUCGAAGACACCGGCAAGACGAACGCCUUCUGGACGGUUUAUUACGAUGGGAACCAGUGCCAGCCGAACCCCUGCCUCCAUGGGGGGAACUGCACCGACAAAGUGGGGGGGUUCAUGUGCACCUGCAUGCCCCCGUACUAUGGACCAGUCUGUGAACUGGGACUACUGGAGGAGCUGAUACCUGUUGUUAGACAGGAUUCUCUAAUGACCACCAACACAGAAAUCUCCGAGUGUCCAACUGAAGGUCCGACAGCUUGUCACCAGCUGUGCACGGUGCACUAUAACUCCUUCACCUGCUCCUGCAUGACGGGAUUCAAACUGCAGAGCGACAAACGCAGCUGUCUGCCUGAAGUGAAGUUUCCCUGUGGAAGACUUCCUCACAAGCUCAACAGCAGCACGUUACCCUGGCAGGUGUCCCUGCUGGACCGCAGAGGGGCGGAGUUAUGUGGCGGCGUGGUGCUCGGUCGACGCUCCGUCCUGACCGCCAGACGCUGCCUUCAGGAAACCGACCUGCGACCCUCCAGCUACUUCGUCAUCGCCGGCAACAAGAAGAUUCUCGCCGGCGUCCGGGCCCUCUACACCCACAACCGGUUCCAUCCAGAUGACCGUGAGUACGACCUCGUCCUCCUUGAGCUCGUCAACGCGCUGCCCUUCGGCUCCGACCUCGUCCACAUCUGCCUGCCCACGAAGGACUUCAGCGAGAACAUCCUGACGCCUGCCGGGAGGACGGGCGUCACCAAAGAGUGGAACCACAACCAGAACCGGGACAAGGACAAGGAAGAGAACCUGGUCUACAUGGCGCUGGACGAGUGUCGCAGUCAGCUGAACGUGUCGCACCCUCUCAGCAACAAGAUGUUCUGCAUGAGGAGCCCAAAUGGAGCCGAGGGGAGUGGAAACAAAGCCCAGGAGGAACCUUUAAGGAGCCAACAUGGAGGUCAGGGGAAGCCGAACCAGAGCCAGAAUCAAACCCACAGGAGUUUAAAUGGAACCGAAAACCGCCUCAGUUCAAAGACUGAAACUCAGACGCUCUCAGAAUCAGACGCCACUUCGGGGUCAGAGUUCGGGCGGUGCAGCGAGCUGUUGCCGGGGACGCCGGUCGCCACGGUGGAGCAGGAGACGGCGUUCCUGACGGGUCUGCUGAUGUCGACGACGGCGGCUGGCUGCGACGGCGACGGCAUGGUGUUCACCAAACUGUCCCGCUACCUGUCGUGGAUCAAAGCGAGGCUGGAGGCGUCCGAGAAUCACUUCACCACACAAUUCAACCAGUACCCCGAAAACCACUGAAGCUCCCCCCAAAAAAACCUCCCCAUCCUUUAAAACUCUUUCAAAUUAAGAGCGAACUGACUCUCAUUCCACUUGUUUCCGCUGUUAACACGACAAAAUAUUUCCUGAAUUGCCCCGAAAAUGCUUUUAUUGAUUACUUCUUCGUCUGCUGGUGCGUUCGAGGACGCUCCGACAUGUGACCGCCGAACUCUUCUCACAAAACUCACUAAAGGGGAGAACGGGGUUGGUUGUCACAUUCAUUAGAUGUCCGUCUCUAGAGGGCGCUGUUGUUAAAAAAUGUUGCUAAUGAAAGGUUCAGAGUUUAGUUGAGAUGUUACUUCAGAAGUCAUGAGUGAGAGGACAGUUUGGUGUUUUUAAAUAUCCAACUCUUCAAUGUUUCUCUUCUUUUACAAAACGAGUUUGUAAUAAAACAUCAUUAUUAUUAAAAAGUAUGAAGAGAGCGAUAGUUUAACUACAACAUGAGGCUGUUAGCUUCCAGUUGGGGUUGGUUUAUACAUUUAUGGUGUAAUAUAUCUAAUUCUUUCUUUUAACCCUCACACACUGUUCAUAUUCUGACCCUCAUGAUUUGUCUCUACACCAAACUCACAGAUAAAUGUGUGAUUAAUCCUGAAUGAAGCUUUCAGAGAGUUUAUUUUUCAGUUUGUUGUGUUUUGUUCCAUAAAACAAGAACACUGAAUUAUUACAAUUAAUUAUAUUAAAUGUAAAAGAUUCAACAAUAUGUUUGAAUGUUGAUUUUUGGGUCAAACAGUCUCUACAGUGCUUUGUUUAUACUGAUUGUACAGUUUGAACAGUUUGAACAGUAUGUAAAGGUUAAGAGGGCAGAAUGAGCAGGAAUUUCAUCAGGAAGACAAACAAAGAGCCAGAACAGUAAAGUUCAGAGCAGUCAGAGAGAGUUAAACUGCACAAUAUUGUUAUAUAAAGAUUUAAAAAAUGCACUUAUAGGAAUGAUUUAUGUUCUGUUGGUGCAGGAGAUGUUAGGUUGUUGUAUUUCAAUGAGAUUGUCUACAUGUGUUUUAUUUUUCUCCAUUAAAAUAACACAGAAACAA
Scomber scombrus (Atlantic mackerel) is the source of this 2606-nucleotide messenger RNA. RefSeq names its product protein Z, vitamin K-dependent plasma glycoprotein b (gene prozb). Gene Ontology annotation, biological process: blood coagulation; proteolysis. The record is from RefSeq and is a predicted model, not a curated record. Gene Ontology annotation, cellular component: extracellular region. Bases 52 to 1560 code for a protein of 502 amino acids. Gene Ontology annotation, molecular function: calcium ion binding; serine-type endopeptidase activity. The transcript has 8 exons. NCBI's taxonomy places the organism in Eukaryota, Metazoa, Chordata, Actinopteri, Scombriformes, Scombridae.